AAAAAGAAAAGAACGAAAGCCAAAAAGAUCUGCUUCUCAUACCACCCAAUCAUACAAAACCUGUCGUUUUCAUUUCACAGAAGGGUUUUUGUAGGGUUUUUCAUUUUCAUUUAUAUCUUUCUUCUUUUCCUUCAUUCAAUAUCUAUAGAAAGUAACGAUAAAAAAGGGGAAAAAAAGGGAGAAAAUGGGUUCGUUGAGAGAUGAGGAACAGAGAGUAAUGGGAAAAGAAGAAGAGGAAGAAGAAGAGAAGGAAGAGGAAGAGCCUAUACUAAAACAACAAAACCAAAGGUUUUGUAUGUUUCCCAUUACCUAUCAACCACUUUGGGAGAUGUACAAGAAGGCUGAGGCUAGUUUUUGGACUGCUGAGGAGGUUGAUCUCUCACAAGACGUGCAGCAUUGGGAAACCUUGUCUAGCUCAGAAAAACACUUCAUAAGCCAUGUGCUGGCCUUUUUUGCUGCAUCUGAUGGGAUAGUUUUGGAGAACUUGGCUGCAAGAUUCCUAAAUGAUGUUCAAAUUCCAGAGGCCCGGGCAUUCUACGGAUUUCAAAUUGCUAUGGAGAAUAUUCAUUCUGAAAUGUACAGCUUGCUUUUGGAGACAUAUAUCAAGGAUUCCAAAGAAAAACAUCGAUUGUUCAAUGCUAUUGAAAGCAUCCCUUGUGUCAGUAAGAAGGCUAAAUGGGCUAUCGAUUGGAUUCAGAGUUCCACUUCAUUUGCAGAGAGACUUGUGGCUUUUGCAUGUAUUGAAGGAAUCUUCUUUUCUGGAAGCUUUUGUGCCAUUUUCUGGCUUAAAAAGAGGGGACUGAUGCCUGGUUUGACAUUCUCAAAUGAGCUUAUAUCUAGAGAUGAGGGGCUUCACUGUGACUUUGCUUGCCUUCUUUACGGGUUGCUGCAGAAGCAACUUAAAUGGCACAAAGUCCAUCAUAUUGUUCAUGAAGCAGUGGAAAUCGAGACGGAGUUCGUGUGUGAAGCUCUUCCUUGUGCACUUAUUGGCAUGAACUCGACACUCAUGAGCCAGUACAUUAAGUUCGUUGCUGAUCGUCUUCUGGUUUCAUUGGGCUGUCAAAGAAAGUACAGCGUCGAAAAUCCCUUUGAUUGGAUGGAAUUUAUAUCUUUACAAGGAAAAGCGAACUUCUUUGAGAGGAGGGUUGGUGAUUAUCAGAAAGCAUCUGUUAUGUCAAGCCUUCAAAACGGAGGUAAAAACUACGUUUUCAAACUAGACGAAGACUUCUAAAUCACCCCCAUCAUUCUAGUUUCCAUUUUGUUGCACACUGCAAGUAUUAUAUAGAUGCUGCCUGUUAUUGGUAUCAAAAUAUUCUUUGUAGUAGGUCUGUUUGUCUAUAAUAUCGUUUCAUUAUGCCAUAAAAUCCAAGACAUCAGUUCACUGCCUGCAACAAUAAAAGCUUAAAUCAUGUAUGUAUGUAUAUUAUGCCAUGGCAUCAUUAGGCUUUUACCAUGUGCGGUAAUAAUAAUCAUUUUGUAUGCAUAUUGUUGUCCCUUAUCGAAUUUUUUAACUUAUCGAAUUUUUUAAGUGCCUGUCA
Gossypium raimondii (Peruvian cotton) is the source of this 1538-nucleotide messenger RNA. RefSeq names its product ribonucleoside-diphosphate reductase small chain A. Gene Ontology annotation, biological process: deoxyribonucleotide biosynthetic process. Lineage: Eukaryota; Viridiplantae; Streptophyta; Magnoliopsida; Malvales; Malvaceae. Gene Ontology annotation, molecular function: oxidoreductase activity. The transcript has 9 exons. Bases 185 to 1231 code for a protein of 348 amino acids. The record is from RefSeq and is a predicted model, not a curated record.